AUGCCAAACUCCCCAGGCGAGAGCGCCGUUUCCGAAUCCCCCGCUUUCCAGUCGUACCUUAACAACGAUGGCAUCGACCUGUUGACCCCUGCCUCCAGAAAACACAGGGUGUCGUCGUUGUCGCUUUCCGACUUGAACCAGUGGCAGAAUGGCUUGACCAAGCUUUCCUCCUCCACCUCCUUGAGCAAACAGGGCUCCAACGCAAACUUGAAGAAGGUCGACUCCUUGGCCAAGUUGUCCCGUAACUCCUCCAUCAUCAAGCGUAAGAAGAAGUCCAUCAUCGACCACCCCAGAGUCGCCUCCUACGCCUUCUGCUUCGAUAUCGACGGUGUUAUCUUGAGAGGCCCCGACACCAUUCCUGUCGCCAAGGAAGCCAUCAGAAUGUUGAACGGUGAAAACAAGUACAACAUCAAGGUUCCUUCCAUCUACGUCACCAACGGAGGUGGUAAGCCCGAAAAGGUCAGAGCCGAGGACUUGUCCAAGAGAUUGGAGACCGAGAUCAAGGUCGAGCAAAUCAUCCAGGGCCACACUCCAAUGAGAGACUUGGUUCCUCUUUACAAGAACGUGUUGGUUGUGGGCGGUGUCGGUAACGUCUGCAGAAACGUGGCUGAGUCGUACGGUUUCACCAACGUCUACACCCCAUUGGAUAUCUUGAAGUGGAACCCUGCCGUGUCUCCUUACCACGAUUUGACCGAGGAGGAGAAGAUCUGCUGCAGAACCGACGUCGACUUCUCCAAGGUCUCGAUCGACGCCAUUCUUGUGUUCGCUGACUCCAGAAACUGGGCUGCUGACCAGCAGAUCAUCUUGGAAUUGCUUUUGUCCAAGAACGGUGUCAUGGGUACCGAGUCCAAGACCUACAACGAAGGUCCAGAGAUCUACUUUGCUCACUCCGAUUUCAUCUGGGCUACAAACUACAAGUUGAACAGAUACGGUAUGGGUGCCUUGCAGGUCUCCAUCGCUGCCUUGUACAGAGAGCACACUGGCCUCGAAUUGAAGGUGCACAGAUUCGGUAAACCCCAGGCUGGUACUUUCAAGUUUGCCAACAAGGUCUUGAAGAACUGGAGAAGAGGUAUGUUGGACGAGCACUUGAAGAAGCUGAACGUCAACGACCCAGACGCCCAAGACGCUGACAUCUUGAUCAAUGACGAGGGCGAGGAGUUCAUCAACCAGGCCAAGUUGGAGUCUGGUAACUACGAGAGCGACGACGAGAACGAGUCCGAUGAAGACGAAGAAGGCAAGACAAUCGGCAAGUUGGGUGAAUUGAGCUUGCAGGACAAGAUUCAGUUGCAAUUGCCUCCAGCAUCGACCGUCUACUUCGUCGGUGACACCCCAGAAUCUGAUAUCAGAUUUGCCAACUCCCACGACGACUCGUGGUUCUCCAUUCUCGUCGAGACUGGUGUCUACCAGGCUGGCACCGAGCCAAAGUACAAGCCUAAGCACCAGUGCGACAAUGUUCUUGAAGCCGUCAAGUUCGCAAUUGAGCGUGAGCAUGAGUUGGAAUUGGAGGAGUGGAACGAGACUGCUGACUUCGACGAGGACAGUAAGGUUUCCUCCAAGAUCAACUUCAACGACUUCAUCAUGACACCUAGCGAAAAGAAGGAGGCCGAGGAGAAGGAGCAGAAGAAGCUCCAAAAGGAAAAGACAAAGAACACCAAGACUGUGGAGGAGUCCGAGUCUGUCGAAGUCCCCGCUGGCCUUACAGCCGAGCUCGACAAAUUCAAGGAACAGUGA
Candidozyma duobushaemuli is the source of this 1731-nucleotide messenger RNA. RefSeq lists its product as uncharacterized. The record is from RefSeq and is a predicted model, not a curated record. Gene Ontology annotation, biological process: glycerophospholipid biosynthetic process. The transcript has a single exon. NCBI's taxonomy places the organism in Eukaryota, Fungi, Ascomycota, Pichiomycetes, Serinales, Metschnikowiaceae. The coding region runs from base 1 to 1731 and encodes 576 amino acids. Gene Ontology annotation, cellular component: mitochondrion.